Messenger RNA from Klebsormidium nitens, 1194 nucleotides. NCBI's taxonomy places the organism in Eukaryota, Viridiplantae, Streptophyta, Klebsormidiophyceae, Klebsormidiales, Klebsormidiaceae. The record is from the annotation of a GenBank genome assembly.
AUGGCUAGGUACACACCCACAGCGCGGCGCAGGGAGCGGGCGAUGCCGUACGAGGGAGAGGAGGAGCCCGCCUGCCCGGCCGUCAAGCGGUCUCGUGAGGAUCACCGAGACGCUCCGGCGAUGAAGAGAAGCAGAGCUCUGGAUGCUCCCCGAACGUCGUAUCCGGUGUGGUCGCCAGACAUGAGCCGCUCUCUGCGCCUCCGGAUCCCUUUCAGAGCGGCCUCCCUUCGUUUGAGUCCCAAUCCGCGUCUCGCCCGGAGGCCUUCGCGCCCGCCGUGCUUUCUGAGGGCGACGGCCAAGCCGGAGGUGAGAGAGGAGGGAAUCCUCCUGCGCCCGGAAGAUGGACAGGUUGACGGAGCACGCGUGGGCCACGUUGCGUGCCUCCUCGAGGGUGAGAUCCGCGCGGUCGAUCAGGACCCCGAACACGCCGAAGUAUUGAAGAUGGGAUCCAGCGCUCCGGUGAGCGUCACGUUCUACGAAGAACCCGGAAUGUAUGCGAGCCAAGGAUUGGGACAGUGCGGCUACGGUAGCGAUGUCACCGGAGACACGGAUUUCAACCGUCUCAGCCUGUACCCUCUCCACGUCGCCGCAGGAAAUAUGGAAUUUCUCGGAGGCUGCGGAGCGUGCGGCACGCUGAGCUAUAACGGCAAAGCGCGGUCGUACGUCGUCACGGACGUUACCGACGUCAAGGAUGAUCUCGAUCGCCGAGGCGCCGCCUGGCCCCCGUACGGCAGUCACAUCGACAUGAUGGGAACCGAGUUCGACUUCUUCCAAACCCUCCCCCGCAACGGCGAUCAACUGGACUUCUCGAAGGGGGGUAUCUUCACGGGCAACUGGACCAGAGUACCGUGCGAGACCAUCGGAAGCCCGAACUACCCGGACGGCCCCGGUGGGCGUUACGUCGUCCGGACACAAGCAUUCAAUCGCUGGGCACGCGCGAUCGUUGUAUCCCGUAUGCAUGGAGUUGGCGAAGUCCAAAACAUUGAUUUCAUGUCACGUAACGGUAACUUUUUCCCCGGUCGCAGAGUUGAUGGCUGGGGUGCCUGGUACACUCCCGGUCAGGACUUGAGCGGGUUCGGUGGAGUAGGGUUGAAAAUAACCAUGGUCGAUGGAACCGUCAUCGAAACUCCCGACUAUCCCCUCCCGGACUUUAUGUUCUUGGGCACGGGGAACGUUUAUAUGAUCCAACCCUAA